Molecule: messenger RNA, 687 nt
Organism: Priapulus caudatus
Lineage: Eukaryota; Metazoa; Priapulida; Priapulimorpha; Priapulimorphida; Priapulidae
Exons: 4
Coding region: 1-687 (228 amino acids)
Source: RefSeq, a predicted model, not a curated record
AUGGGUGUUAAUUUGGUUCAGCACGGCGGCAAGCGAGACGACGACGGCGGCAGCGGCGGCGGCGGCAGCAAGCGCGAAGACACGGACACGAGCGGCUCGCAGACGCCGACAACGCGCGAUCCGUCGCCGCCGUCGUCAUCGUCGUCGUCCGCGAAGCGGGCGGAGGACGGCGACAGCCACGACCCGAUCGUGAAGCGCUACGCCGGCAUGGACUCGCUCGGACUCGCCGGCGACGCCCGCCUGCCCGGCGACAGCCCCUACACGCCCCCUGGUGGCGACGAGGACGACGACGAGCCGUACGACCCGGCGGCGGAGCCGUACGACGCGGGCGCGGCGGUUGCCGGGGGCAACGGAGGGGAGGUCGACGAUGCGGAGCGGUCGAGGUCGAGCACGAACGACCUGAUGAAGAAACUCGCGCAGAUGAAGAACCCGGUGGAGAUGACGUCGAGCAUCCUGUCGUCGCUGUCCGACUCGAGCGCGACUCUGGAGGAGCAGAAGGAGUUGCUGCGCGAACUCAGCCACAAGGUCGAGGAGCAGAAGCGCCACAUCGAGAUGCGGCAGCUCAGCGAGUGCGCAGCAUCCGCCGCCACGGCAACCGCAGCGUCGCGGGCUCCGCCCGACGAAGCAGCCGCCGCUGCCGCGCCGAAGCCGCACCGAGGUGCCGCGCAGCCAGCGCGCGCCCCUUGA